AUGGUAGUCGGCAUACUUGCGACGGCGCUACCCUGGGGCUUUGCACGCGUGGUUCCUAGUAUUGGGAGCGUAAGAGCUUGUGUUGGGUUAUGGUGUGCCUUAGAGGCGUGCAAUGAGUCAGUUGGGAACGUUCUACCAGUUCCUCGUUCAGAUCGGCUCAUUGAUGCUAAAAGAAGAAGGGCCGGAGAGACGGCUGGAAUCGCUGUGGACGCAGGCUUGAAGAGAGUAGCGGAGCUAAUUGAGUCAUGUUUUGACAGCGCACUGGCACCAGGGACAAUUCGAAUCUACAGAAGAGUGCAAGAGGAUUUCCUCAAUUUCAUCGCGAAGUUCGGAGUCCCUGUGUCUGCGCUAAACAAACUCCGAAACGUAUAUGUUGCGCACCUGAUCGACAAGAACAAAAUCAGGUCCCUAGGUUGCCACGUUGCGGCACUAGCGCAUUUCUUUGGCCCGCUGCCACGAGAGGAUGACGAGAUCUUGAGGGCUUUGGUGCGCGGAGCAAAGCGAACGUCCCCUCCAGCGAAGCACCGAAAGAAGGCUACUCAAAAAGAUGUUGAUGCGGUCAUUAGUUGGGCGUUGCAGCGAAAAACACUCGCGGCGAUAGCUGGGGCAGCCAUGAUUCUGCUCGCUUUUGCUGCAUUCCUGAGGGUGGGGGAAUUGUGCGAAAUUCGAGUGUCAGACUUGUCUCGGAAAGGCGAAAAUGAAUGGUGGCUUACAAUUAGAAAAUCUAAAACAGACCAAGAAAGACGAGGUUCGGAAGUCGCAUUCCGGCUAACGGGACCCGCUCUUAUACUAUGGAGCGUCUUCGAGAAUUUUCUGCCGCGAAACCCGGAUCAAUAUAUUUUUAGCCGAUCAUCCGCUCAUCCACCAACAAGGGACACCAUCUCGCGAAGGAUCAAAAGAGUGCUCAAGGAUGCCGGCUUGGAACACAGAUCGUGUUCGGCGUUAGAGGAUCUCCCUGCCAUUAUUACUCUGGUUGGAAGCAGUAUCUCUUUUAUGGCUUCAGGUCAUUUCCAGGACUGUGAAAGUAUCUCUGUAUCAUGA
This is a messenger RNA of Cylicocyclus nassatus, 1041 nucleotides long. NCBI's taxonomy places the organism in Eukaryota, Metazoa, Nematoda, Chromadorea, Rhabditida, Strongylidae. The record is from the annotation of a GenBank genome assembly.